AUGUCUCAAGAAGAAUAUAGUUCUGGGGUACAAACCCCAGUUUCUAACCAUUCUGGUUUAGAGAAAGAAGAGCAACACAAGUUAGACGGUUUAGAUGAGGAUGAAAUUGUCGAUCAAUUACCUUCUUUACCAGAAAAAUCAGCUAAGGAUUAUUUAUUAAUUUCUUUCUUCUGUGUAUUAGUUGCAUUUGGUGGUUUUGUUUUCGGUUUCGAUACUGGUACUAUCUCAGGUUUCGUUAACAUGAGUGAUUACUUGGAAAGAUUCGGUGAGCUUAAUGCAGAUGGUGAAUAUUUCUUAUCUAAUGUUAGAACUGGUUUGAUUGUUGCUAUUUUUAAUGUUGGUUGUGCUGUCGGUGGUAUUUUCUUAUCUAAGAUUGCUGAUGUUUAUGGUAGAAGAAUUGGUCUUAUGUUUUCCAUGAUUAUUUAUGUGAUUGGUAUAAUUGUUCAAAUCUCAGCUUCUGACAAGUGGUAUCAAAUCGUUGUUGGUAGAGCUAUUGCAGGUUUAGCUGUUGGUACCGUUUCUGUCUUAUCCCCAUUAUUCAUUGGUGAAUCAGCACCUAAAACCUUAAGAGGUACUUUAGUGUGUUGUUUCCAAUUAUGUAUUACCUUAGGUAUCUUCUUAGGUUACUGUACUACAUAUGGUACUAAAACCUACACCGACUCUAGACAAUGGAGAAUUCCAUUAGGUUUAUGUUUUGUUUGGGCUAUCAUGUUGGUUAUUGGUAUGGUUUGCAUGCCAGAAUCACCAAGAUACUUAGUUGUCAAGAACAAGAUUGAAGAAGCUAAGAAAUCGAUUGGUAGAUCCAACAAGGUUUCACCAGAAGAUCCUGCUGUUUACACCGAAGUCCAAUUGAUUCAAGCAGGUAUUGAAAGAGAAAGUUUAGCUGGUUCUGCCUCUUGGACCGAAUUGGUUACUGGUAAGCCAAGAAUCUUUCGUAGAGUCAUUAUGGGUAUUAUGUUACAAUCUUUACAACAAUUGACUGGUGACAACUAUUUCUUCUACUAUGGUACUACUAUUUUCCAAGCUGUCGGUAUGACUGAUUCCUUCCAAACAUCUAUUGUUUUAGGUGUUGUUAACUUUGCAUCUACAUUUCUCGGUAUCUACACAAUUGAAAGAUUCGGUAGAAGAUUAUGUUUGUUAACUGGUUCUGUCUGUAUGUUCGUUUGUUUCAUCAUUUACUCCAUUUUGGGUGUUACAAACUUAUAUAUUGAUGGCUACGAUGGUCCAACUUCGGUUCCAACCGGUGAUGCGAUGAUUUUCAUUACUACCUUAUACAUUUUCUUCUUCGCAUCCACCUGGGCUGGUGGUGUCUACUGUAUCGUUUCCGAAACAUACCCAUUGAGAAUUAGAUCUAAGGCCAUGUCCGUUGCCACCGCUGCUAACUGGAUUUGGGGUUUCUUGAUCUCUUUCUUCACUCCAUUCAUCACCUCGGCUAUCCACUUCUACUACGGUUUCGUUUUCACAGGAUGUUUGUUAUUCUCGUUCUUUUACGUUUACUUCUUUGUUGUUGAAACUAAGGGAUUAACUUUAGAAGAAGUUGAUGAAUUGUAUGCCCAAGGUGUUGCCCCAUGGAAGUCAUCGAAAUGGGUUCCACCAACCAAGGAAGAAAUGGCCCAUUCUUCAGGAUAUGCUGCUGAAGCCAAACCUCACGAUCAACAAGUAUAA
Debaryomyces hansenii CBS767 is the source of this 1665-nucleotide messenger RNA. RefSeq names its product sugar porter family MFS transporter. The transcript has a single exon. Gene Ontology annotation, molecular function: carbohydrate:proton symporter activity. Gene Ontology annotation, cellular component: plasma membrane. Gene Ontology annotation, biological process: carbohydrate transport; transmembrane transport. The record is from RefSeq and is a predicted model, not a curated record. Bases 1 to 1665 code for a protein of 554 amino acids. NCBI's taxonomy places the organism in Eukaryota, Fungi, Ascomycota, Pichiomycetes, Serinales, Debaryomycetaceae.